Molecule: messenger RNA, 1254 nt
Organism: Lactuca saligna
Lineage: Eukaryota; Viridiplantae; Streptophyta; Magnoliopsida; Asterales; Asteraceae
Source: the annotation of a GenBank genome assembly
GGACUGUUUGUGAGUGCUAUAAUAGUGGACUUGUCUUAAACAAUUGGGCCAUUUUGUUGGGCUAAUACUUCCAGUAGUUCGUCGGAAACAGUUUUCUUCCGUCACCGUGGCUUCAUGUAGCACAGUAGCAGUAGCAGCCAUCUCGAUUCCGUUCAUUCGACUACUAGAUUCCUUCUUCAGAUGGCAGGUGGUAGUAAGUUUGGAUUAUUGUUAGCAGGAGCGGUGGCGGUCGGAGCAGCUGCGGCAGUGUUGAAGAUCAAAGGACCAUCGGUAUGGGACAAAGACGCAGUCGUCGAACUCUUCAGACACAUGUCCGAUCGAUUGGGUAAUUGGGCGAUUCCAGUCUAUGUCGGGAUCCACACCAUCUCCCUCUCUCUAUGUCUUCCCUACGCUGUCUUCUUCGAAGCUGGUGCUUCUCUCCUCUUCGGAUUCUUUCCAGCCUUGCUAUGUGUCUUCUCCGCCAAAGUUAUGGGUGCUUCCCUCUCCUUCUGGAUCGGAAGGAUUCUUUUUAGGCGCUCUAGUUCGGCAGUAGCGUGGGCCCAUGGAAACAAAUAUUUUCAUGUGCUGUUAAGGGGAGUGGAACGUGAUGGUUGGAAGUUUGUUCUUCUUGCCCGAUUUUCCCCCAUUCCAUCAUAUGUCAUUAAUUACGCAUUAGCCGCCACAAAUGUCCAAUUUUUAAGGGAUUUUCUAGCGCCAACCGUCCUAGGGUGCCUACCCAUGAUCUUACAAAACACAUCCAUCGGUAGCCUUGCUGGCGCAGCCGUGGCGUCCACGUCAGCAUCCCAAUCUGACAAGUCAAAGAUCUGGUCGUACGUGUUCCCAAUGCUUGGUAUUUCAUCUAGCAUUCUCAUCUCCUUGAGAAUCAAAAAGUACUCUUCAAGUAUAUCGCUUGAUGUUAAACCUGAGGAGAAGACCAGAUGACAAAUCAAACCAAAUGUUAGGUGAGUGGGGGUGAUAUGUGAACUUUUUAUUAACAGACGCUGAUCUUGUAUGUUAUUGGAAAGAAUUAAGUAAUUAAUGGUAUUUAGUUUUUUAUAUUAUUGUAAUUGAGAGUGAAUUUAGGGAAAUUUUAAUGAAAAAGUAAAGAGGUGAGUGGGUGGGUGUCGGUAAGCGGAGCAGAAGAAGUUAAAAAACUGGGAUUUGAUUGGAGAUACCCAGACAGACACAGAAAAGGCAAAAUCAUGUUACCUAGGUCGGGGUGCAUGAAUCUAGAAAUAAAACAAUACUUUCUUUUCUUACCUAUUUCUUGGCGGG